UCUUUUUGUAGCACUGUUCCUCUUCUGCAACAGAGCUGCUCAGGACAAGACAUUGGAGAGGUGUACAGAGAUCCGCUGGAAUCAUGAGAGGGCUUUUACUUGGUAAGAGAGUUUAAACAGCUUGUUCAGAUUUACUAGUAUUAUAUUUGUUUAAAGUUAAUGCCAUUCUAAAAAGAACAAAGCUAUUUCGCUAACGUUAGGUCAUGGUGGCCAUAAGAUGUGUCCAAAAUUGCUAGUUAGGAAACGUUCAUGCUAAUGAAUCAGAUUGUAUUUUGAUUCACUGUAGCAAUAUUAAUAAUUCGUGGCCGAGGCUAGUUAAGUAGUGAGAACGACAAGAUGGCUAAAAGACGACAAGCUAAAUUCAAACCUGAUGACUGAUGAAAUAGGUCCUGGAUUGUAACUAGUUAACUAGCUAAAUUGUCAUCUGGAGUUUGGCUUGAUGUGCCAACUUUUUAUAUUUUUUUCUGCUGGUAUGCAUAAUUUCAAGCUUCCAACACGGUCCUGGACAGUGUUUGUUUGCUUAUGCAAUAUGACAAUGUACACACACACCCCCAUCACACUCACCUCCUCCUUUCCUCCUCGUCUUUCCAACCAGGUGUGUUGGGUUGUUCCCUGUUCUUGAUGGCCCAGGGCUUCUACUCUGCUAACGAUGAUGUCGUUGAACUGAACCCCUCCAAUUUCAACCGGGAGGUUCUUCAGAGCAACAGCUUGUGGCUCAUCGAGUUUUAUGCUCCUUGGUGAGUGGUUGAAUCUGCUGGGGGCCCAAUGAGAGACUGAGAACUUACUCACAAUGGUGAAAUUGCCACCAAGUAGCUAGUGUUGUAUAAAAUCUCCUUAUCCCAAUAUUUGCUUAGACUCCACUCUGCUAAUGCAGAUCGAUAUAAGGCUGUGGGUAGUCUGGUGCUUGGAACAGGAAGACUAACUGUUUGUCUCCACAGGUGUGGACACUGCCAGAGCCUGACUGCUGACUGGAAGAAAACAGCCACAGCCUUGAAGGUAAACUAUAGAUCUGUUAUAACAGUGUUAUGUCACUUAUAUUACCAUAUUACACCAAUAUUAAUUCAACUUGAGCUGUUUUAUUAAAGCAUAAUGUCACUAGCAACAUAAAGUGCACAUUACUGCAGUGCACUCCACAUGCAGCCAUCACAUCUGUGCAGGACAAUUGGAUCACUCUAAGCAGUUGAUCACUAUAACUGCAUUCACAAUAAGCAGCUGCAUCUUUUAUUGGUACUGCUUGUCAUAGUGUCAUGGCCUGGGUUUAUAUCUUUCUAGCUUUCAGUACAAAACAAAUAAGAGAUCACCAGCACUCUAUGAGCUAUACUAAUGAUGGAUGCAAUGACUAUUUCUGGCAAUAGUAAUGAUGAUGGUGGUGACAUAGACUGCAACCUCUUGCUGUUCUCUCCCCCCUCAGGGCAUCGUUAAGGUCGGUGCGGUGGAUGCCGACCAGCACAAGUCCCUGGGCGGUCAGUACGGUGUCAGAGGCUUCCCCACCAUCAAGAUCUUUGGAGCCAAUAAGAACAAGCCCGACGAUUACCAAGGUAUGUCUAGUAGCUGGGCCUUUCCCUGACUUUAAAGUUAGACUCUUGCAAUAUGAAAUCAUAAAGAAAAUAGCCUCAUCCUCAGGCUCAAUUCCUACCACAUAUACAGUUGAAGUCGGAAGUUUACAUACACUUAGGUUGGAGUCAUUCAAUCUCGUUUUUCAACCACUCCACAAAUUUCUUUUUAACAAACUAUAGUUUUGGCAAGUCGGUUAGGAUAUCUACUUCGUGCAUGACACAAAUCAUUUUUCCAACAGAUUAUUUCACUUAUAAUUCACUGUAUCACAAUUCCAGUGGGUCAGAAGUUUACAUACACUAAGUUGACUCUGCCUUUAAACAGCUUGGAAAAUUCCAGAAAAUGAUGUCAUGGUUUUAGAAGCUUCUGAUAGGCUAAUUGACAUAAUUUGAGUCAAUUGGAGGUGUACCUGUGGAUGUAUUUCAAGGCCUACCUUCAAACCCAGUGCCUCUUUGCUUGACAUCAUGGGAAAAUCAAAAGAAAUCAGCCAAGACCUCAGAAAAAUAAUUGUAGACCUCCACAAGUCUGGUUCAUCCAUGGGAGCAAUAUCCAAACGGCUGAAGGUACAAAGUUCAUCUGUACAAACAAUAGUACGCAAGUAUAAACACCAUGAGACCACGCAGCCGUCAUACCGCUCAGGAAGGAGACACGUUCUGUCUCCUAGAGAUGAACGUACUUUUGUGCGUAAAGUGCAAAUCAAUCCCAGAACAACAGCAAAGGACCUUGUGAAGAUGCUGGAGGAAACAGGUACAAAAGUAUCUAUAUCCACAGUAAAACAAGUCCUUUAUCGACAUAACCUGAAAGGCAGCUCAUCAAGGAAGAAGCCACUGCUCCAAAACCGCCAUAAAAAAGCCAGACUACGGUUUGCAACUGCACAUGGGGACAAAGAUCGUACUUUUUGGAGAAAUGUCCUCUGGUCUGAUGAAACAAAAAUAUAACUUUUUGACCAUAAUGACCAUCGUUAUGUUUGGAGGAAAAGGGGGGCGGUUUGCAAGCCGAAGAACACCAUCCCAACCAUGAAGCACGGGGGUGGCAGCAUCAUGCUGUGGGAGUACUUUGCUGCAGGUGGGACUGAUGCACUUCACAAAAUAGAUGGCAUCAUGAGGAAGGAAAAUUAUUUGGAUAUAUUGAAGCAGCAUCUCAAGACAUCAGUCAGGAAGUUAAAGCUUGGUCGCAAAUGGGUCUUCCAAAUGGACAAUGACCCCAAGCAUACUUCCAAAGUUGUGGCAAAAUGGCUUAAGGACAACAAAGUCAAGGUAUUGGUGUGGCCAUCACAAAGCCCUGACCUCAAUCCUAUAGAACAUUUGUGGGCAGAACUGAAAAAGCUUGUGCGAGCAAGGAGGCCUACAAACUUGACUCAGUUACACCAGCUCUGUCAGGAGGAAUGGGCCAAAAUUCCCCCAACUUAUUGUGGCUACCCAAAAUGUUUGACCCAAGUCAAACAAUUUAAAGGCAAUGCUACCAAAUACUAAUUGAGUGUAUGUGAACUUCUGACCCACUGGGAAUGUGAUGAAAUAAAUAAAAGCUGAAAUAAAUCAUUCUCUCAAUACAUCAAUGUGUUGGGAUUGCUGGGCUUUAAUGGUGUUUAAUAAUCUCCCUCCCUCAGGUGCGCGUAGUAGCCAGGCCAUAGUGGACGGGGCCCUGAAUGCUCUCCGUACUCUGGUGAAGGACAGGAUGAGUGGCAGGUCGGGUGGCUCUGACUACAGCAAACAGGUAACUACUAAUGACGCCUCGGCUGGGUCAUGUUCAGUAUGGACAAAACGUUUAAAGUGAUAUAUGGAGGUACUACCAGUACUACCUGAUCAACAAGAACACUGGUUGUUAUUUUCCGUCACAAAACGUUUUGCUACGUUGUACCCUGUUGAACAUGAGUCCGGUGUCCUACAACAUACAUUUUGCCAGAUUUAGUAACGUGUUGAAAGAAUUGAAAAAUAUUACAGGGUUUUCAGAAUCGUGUCAAGUCUCUUUUUGUUUAAACAUUUUGAGCAGAGUGUAUACAGUACGUCUUAAGUAAACGUAUCUUGGUGGUUGUCUUUCUCCAGAGUGGAGGUGGUGGUGGGGACAGUAAGAAGAAUGUCGUGGAGCUGACCGACGACAACUUUGACCGGCUGGUUCUGGACAGUGGUGAAGUGUGGCUGGUGGAGUUCUUUGCCCCCUGGUGUGGCCACUGCAAGAGCCUGGAGCCUGAGUGGGCGGCUGCAGCCUCGGCCGUCAAGGAGCAGACCAAGGACAAGGUCCACCUGGGAGCUGUGGACGCUACUGUUCACCAGGGUCUGGCCAGCCGCUACGGGGUGAGCAGGAAACACCCACCAGUCAGAUACUAUCAGUGUAGCAUCGCCACAGAUGUCUGUCUGCCUGCACACAACAUCAGAACGUUCAGAUAGAAAUAUAUCAUGUAGAACAAACAGUCCUCUCUGAUAUAUAGAAAUAAAGGAAUCGCGUCUGCUCUAUUCAGGACAUUUCUAUCGGCAACGUCCCACAACGUGUGCCUACCGAGCAUGGCCCAGGACUGAGGUUUGUCCCGUUUCUCUUUCCGUAUCUGCAGGUCCGUGGAUUCCCCACUAUUAAGAUCUUCAAGAAGGGGGAGGAGCCUGAGGACUACCAGGGGGGGAGGACCCGAGGUGACAUCAUCGCCCGCGCUCUGGACCUGUUCUCCGACAACGCCGCUCCUCCGGAACUGCUCGAGGUGUGUGUGUGUCAGUGUCUGGGUGUGUGUGUUUGAGAGCAUAAAAACAAUAUGAUUGUAACCCACAAGGUUCCAAUAUAUUGUUUUAAUGCUCUCCCUCAAAGUUAAUCAUAAUAACAAAUAUAUUUGAACUAGAAGAUAAUAUUCCUUUGAAGUUUAGUGUUUCUCUUCAGACAGACUGUUAGAUUCUGAAUGGUGUGUGUGACUCUCUCAGAUCCUUAACCCAGAUGUCCUGAAGAAGACCUGUGAUGACAACCAGCUCUGUGUCAUCGCUGUGCUGCCACACAUCCUGGACACAGGUUAGAUGGAACUACUCUAUGCCAGUUUGGACCUUUACUAUGGCAGUUUGGAUCAGUUCUGACCAGUUUACUACACCAGUUUGGACCCGUUCUGACCAGUUUACUAUGGCACUUUGGACCAGUUCCGACCAGUUUACUAUGCUAGUUCUGACCAGUUUACUCUGCUAACUAAUUUAUGCUUAUAUUCUCAGGCUAUUUGAUAUGGUAUUUAGUCGUUGUACCUCAUGACGGCGCAUUGAUCGGCCAUUUUGGAUCUGUACAAGACUGACCAGUCCCUUUCCUUCCUCUUGCCUUGUUCCAGGUGCAGCAGGCAGGAACAGCUACCUGGAGGUGAUGAUGAAGAUGGCAGAGAAGUACAAGAAGAAGACGUGGGGGUCAGUAUAUAGAAAGAGGCUGUGUUUGAGCGCAUCACCGACUGAGCACACUGACUGAUUUUACAAAUGAUUGUAUCCUAAAGAAGUACUCAAAGGAUUUGUAGAUUAGUCAGUGCUGUCGAUUUUUCAAACUGUCUGACUGAAUGAUUUUGAUCUCGGACUGCGGCUAGAUCAACUCAACCCAAUAGAACUUAUUAGUUUAAUUUGAUUAGCACUAAGUAAUCUCUCUUUCUCUCUCUCUAUCUCUCUUUAUCUCUAUCUAUCUAGCUGGCUGUGGACUGAGGCUGGUGCUCAGAUGGAGCUGGAGGCGUCGCUGGGCAUCGGAGGGUUCGGCUACCCUGCCAUGGCAGCCAUCAACGCCCGCAAGAUGAAGUUCGCCCUGCUCAAGGGUUCAUUCAGCGAGACCGGCAUUCACGAGUUCCUCAGGUAGGGGGCGCUGUCUACUCAUUUAGUGCUUUACACAGUAUAGAGUAGACCAUGGAUGCGUCCGAAUUGCACCCUAUUCACUAUGGGCUCUGGUCAAAAGUAGUGCAUUAUAAAGGGAAUAGGGUGCCAUUUGGGACGCUAUCCAUACCCAACUCUCUUCCUGGAGAGAUACUGGAUCUGAAGGCUUUUGCUCCUAGCUGAUUUAAGGUCCUUGUGAACAGCCAAUCAGUAUACAGUAUGUCCACAGUAGCAUUCUGAGGUGUAUCUUCUUUCUCUCUCUCCCUCUCUCGCCCAGGGAUCUGUCUGUAGGCCGCGGCUCCACUGCUACCGUUGGGGGCGGGGCUUUGCCUAAGAUCAACUCAGUUGAGGCCUGGGACGGCAAAGAUGGAGAGGUAAGUGGGAGUGGUCACAGGGUGGAUGGGAUGCGGACAUCCUCCUACCAUAAUACAGUUUUGGCUGAACGAGGUGACUUGAGCUUCUUUUGAAAUGGUGAAGAAUGGCUUUAGACAAGUCUUGCCUGGGGCCUGUUCAGGAGUAUGUAACGUUACAAAACAUCACCAAACGUCCAGAUAUAAAUGUAUAGUGUAGAACAGAUAUGAUAUGUCAGGGAGAAUAGUUUUGACUCACUGAAUACAUCACAGGGCAGUAUUGACUAGAAACCAAACGGACUGAAACGGCAUUAUCUGAUAUUGUCCAAUAAGAAAUUAUUGUAUUCAUUGAAAAAACGUUUUUCUGUUGCAAAAUGUUUUGCUAUAGUUUGCAACGGUGUGCGCUAAUGACCACGACCCAUGUUUUGUAUUGUCUGGCCAGUCCUUACCUCUCUCUCCUCUUUCAUCCCCAGCUUCCCGUGGAGGAUGACUACGACCUGAGUGACGUGGAUCUGGAUGACGACACUGGGAGGGAAGAGUUGUGAGCCCAGCUUUCCGGGAGGGCCGAUCCAGACGGAUCCGGUUGGACGGCAUCUUGUCUGUCUGGUCUAACUUGGCGCUACCCUUCUCUCCUCUCCCAUGGAACAAGGUGUAGAUUGGGUCGCCCUGUUACUGAAGUACCCCAGAAGAAAUUAAGAGCAUGGCCCUGUUUGAAUAAUUCAGAAAAGUAUCCUUCCUCCUUUGUUACCUUGAUAGAGCACAUAUCUAUAGGUGAUUGGAGAGGUGAAAGCAAGGUUACCAGCCAAUUUUAGCAAUCAAACCAAUUCAGAUCUGUGAUUAUUUAAAGGAAGGGAGGAAGGUAGGUAGAAGUGAAGGAAAGAGAUACAUUUCGGAAGUAUUUGAAC
Molecule: messenger RNA, 6612 nt
Organism: Coregonus sp. 'balchen'
Lineage: Eukaryota; Metazoa; Chordata; Actinopteri; Salmoniformes; Salmonidae
Source: the annotation of a GenBank genome assembly